GGCUGGAGCGGGAUAAGUUUGACAACAAGACGGUUUCAUUCGAGGAGCACAUCAAGUCAGAACACAACAUGUGGCACUAUCUAUAUUUUAUCGUUCUGGUCAGAGUGAAAGACCCAACGGAAUAUACUGGACCCGAAAGUUACGUGGCCCAAAUGAUUGCGGAAAAAAACUUGGAGUGGUUUCCCCGGAUGAGAGCCAUGUCCCUGGUCAGCAACGAAGGGGAUAACGAACAGAACGAAAUCAGGAAUCUGCAAGAAAGGUUGGAGUCCACCAUGAGUUUGGUCAAGCAGCUGUCCAGCCAACUAGCUGAGCUUAAAGAGCAGGCCACAUCUCAUGAUGGAAUUGUCAACAGUGAGGCCUUCGAAUUUGAUCUAUAA
Messenger RNA from Protobothrops mucrosquamatus (brown spotted pit viper), 377 nucleotides. RefSeq names its product inositol 1,4,5-trisphosphate receptor type 2-like. The annotation marks the transcript as partial. The transcript is spliced from 3 exons. Gene Ontology annotation, biological process: calcium ion transport. The record is from RefSeq and is a predicted model, not a curated record. Lineage: Eukaryota; Metazoa; Chordata; Lepidosauria; Squamata; Viperidae.